AUGCCCUCAGGAUUCAAGCGAGUCAACCUCGCAAGCACGAACGACCACGGCAAGGAUAAUGACAAAGUCCGCGGCUGGAUCGAGAACAACGGCGGGGUCUACACUGGGACUACCCUUACUCCUCAAACCACCCAUCUUCUCUGUUCAGAGGUGGCCUGGGACCGAUCAUAUCCUAUUGUUGUUGACGCAAGAAGGAAUCCCCGCGUUUCAGUCGUCAACUAUGACUGGCUGAUCGACUCGUUCGUCAAGCAGAAAGCCCGCCCAAUGCGUGUCACCGCGGUGUAUGACUUUACCCAGCGAAAGCUCCGACAGCCUGUCAAGAGACCUACCAGAAAGACAUCGUCAGGCCAUAGCGCACCACUUCGGUCCCCUCCAACGCAAAUGCUAUCAUUAGAAAGCACGAUCCGCUCCUUCCAAGCCGCGCUCGACAAAGCCGAAGUCAACAUGUUCGCCGACGGCUAUACGUUGUACACGGAUCCCACAGAUGGCUUCACAUUCUCUCUGACCUUGGCACAGCCGAAGGCGGCAGAGGUGAUCGAGGAGCGCUGCAAUGUGAGCACAACCGGAACCUCUCCUAUACCAUCUAUCACCCUUCCCAUUUCCACGUCCUCCAACCCGCACCACCCAAUGCGCGUCUCCUCUCCCGCAUCGCCCCUUCGCAGCCACCUGUACAUCGCCGCCCGUACUCCGGCACAUCUUCUUCACACUAGAGUUCAGCUUUCUGACGCCCGGCUCUCAUCUCUCCAGCUUUACACGAACGUCGAUGAGUUCCCGCCAGUGUUUUGCAUGCUCAACAUCAAAAGCGAUGCCUUCGGCCGUGCCGAAACACACACUUGCGUGCCAAAGGGGACCGUUAGGGCUUUUGCGAUCGAGAUGUGGCGAAAGAUGUUCCGGCUGAGGACUGGGCGGGAGUGGCUGGAUGUGAUGGGCGGUGGGCAGCACGCUACGAAAGGGGAAUGGAAAUGGGAUGGAAGGGAUGUGGUUUGGACUGUUGGCGAUGAGGUCGCGAACACGAGUGCGGCCAAGCCUGAAGCUAGUGGAAAGGCGGUCAAAGGAGACGUGGACAGGGAAAAGGCCGGCAAGAAGGCAGAAGGAGUAACGACUGACAAGAAGGACACGCCGUUGAGUGACGACUGCCAACCUGGAUCCCACCCACCACUUACGCAGAAGACUCCCGCGCCGCUCAACUCCGCGAGUGGCAGCAAGUUCCAAAAGGACGCAGCUCAGAGCAAGAACACGACAAAGGGCGCAGUCAGCAAGCCCAAAAGGCUGCAAUCGGCAUCAAAACUCAAGCCUGCUACCGCCAACAUGAGUAGGAAGGCAGUACAGUCGAAGGCCGGCAGGGGAAAAGAAGCCAAGUCCCAGGUUGUCAAGCUCUCACUGCCCAGGUCUACUGCAUCGAAGACCAAGGCAACAAGCGCAGCCAACGCGAGUAUGGAAUACAGACAUCACUGGACACUCUGCCCCAUCCGAUAUGGGAAGCGCUGCACUUGCUGGUUGUCCGGUCGAGCAGCAGAGAGCCGGGAAGUUAGCAUCUGA
Molecule: messenger RNA, 1539 nt
Organism: Cyphellophora attinorum
Lineage: Eukaryota; Fungi; Ascomycota; Eurotiomycetes; Chaetothyriales; Cyphellophoraceae
Exons: 3
Coding region: 1-1539 (512 amino acids)
Source: RefSeq, a predicted model, not a curated record